Molecule: messenger RNA, 631 nt
Organism: Trichobilharzia szidati
Lineage: Eukaryota; Metazoa; Platyhelminthes; Trematoda; Strigeidida; Schistosomatidae
Source: the annotation of a GenBank genome assembly
UGACGAAAGAUAUAGGUUGAUCCACUCACAUGGCCAAAACUGGUCGAGGUAUUCAAGUCGGACUUUCAUGGAUUCCAGCAAGGAAUGGUCGUAUACCUAAAAAUGCAGUUUGUGUUCCAUUUUAUUACUAUGUAGCUCGUUGCAAGCAUGGCGGUCACUGGGUUCCUGGAAAUGCUGUUGAAGGAUAUAAAGUAUGUUAUUAUGCAGACGAUGGUAAACAGCUAAGCAGCAAAGAAUUUGAACUUUUGUGCGAAACUGGUAUCUCGGAUACAAAAGAGUGUUAUGAGUGGAUACCAGACAGUGAUGGAAAAGUGCCAAAAAAUGCUAUAGUUGCAGGAAUGAAAGGUGAUAAGGCAUUAUAUAUUGUUAAAGCUAUGAUAAAUUGUGAACCAUCUAUUGGCAAAUUGCAAGAAGGUGACAAAUAUGCCUGUUUCACAUGGACAGGAGGAAAAGUGGAAGAACAUAGAGCGAAUCAAUAUGACGUCUUAGUUUUCAAACAGGAGUGAGCUGAAAUGCUGUAGAUUCUGAAAUUCAAAUAUAUUCUUUACUUUUUAAUUUGCAUAAUACAGGGACAGAAUGAUUUGGAAAAACUAAUAAGCUGAUUUGUUUUCUGAAUAAAAGUUUUACAAAA